Tremella mesenterica DSM 1558 is the source of this 768-nucleotide messenger RNA. RefSeq lists its product as uncharacterized. The record is from RefSeq and is a predicted model, not a curated record. NCBI's taxonomy places the organism in Eukaryota, Fungi, Basidiomycota, Tremellomycetes, Tremellales, Tremellaceae. The transcript is spliced from 2 exons. The coding region runs from base 1 to 768 and encodes 255 amino acids.
AUGGCAGACCUGGAAGAAUCCUCCUCAGGAACGGCAUCCACAUGGGCACCAUAUUUGCCUCUCGUACCAAUAGCACUAUCAGCAGCUGGAACAGCUCUGUAUGUUGUCCACUCUUUGCAAAUUGGGAAGGAACCCGAUGAAGCUUUCAGGUUUCACACGCGUGCCUCUGCAAAUUUCACGAGCGGUACUCGCUACCACCGGCUCCUAACAUCCGAAGUCACUAGGUCAAAGGAUUGCCAGAAGCUUGUCUCUACCACCUUGCUAGCACUCAGGAUAGGUGGGCAAGAGUCAACUUUGAAAUCUUUCACGCGCCAGCACACCGAGGGUGAAGGAGAGCUGAACUACUCCCCAGAAGCAGGGGACCCCUCAGAAUUCACCCAUUGGAUGAGCCUACUUGAUGCGCGUAUGUCAACACGAGGUCUGCCGCCUAGAUUCAAGACUUUCAGGAUUGUCAGCGAAACCACAUUUAUCCACCCAAACACAAUGCCAGGUAGUUGGGCAGAAGCACCACUCGAAGAAUCAGUUGCAGUCCAAAUAAUGCGCCGAGACGCCGUUGGGCUCGCAGAAUACGUGAUGACAGGCUGUGGAUCAAUAUUCAAGCAAGCACCUGGGAUACAAAGCGGUAUACCAACAGACCUCAAUGGAGUGGAGGAGUUGACCCAGGUUGAAGACACUGAAGCACAACUUAAGGGAAUCAUUUCCUCACGGGGAAGAUACACAUGGCUGAAAUAUGAGACCCGCACGGUAACCGCCCGCGUGUUGGGAUGA